Triticum aestivum (bread wheat) is the source of this 3112-nucleotide messenger RNA. RefSeq lists its product as uncharacterized. The record is from RefSeq and is a predicted model, not a curated record. NCBI's taxonomy places the organism in Eukaryota, Viridiplantae, Streptophyta, Magnoliopsida, Poales, Poaceae. The transcript is spliced from 2 exons. Gene Ontology annotation, molecular function: protein binding. The coding region runs from base 415 to 2970 and encodes 851 amino acids.
UAACUAGGGUUUAGUCAUUCACAGAAAAAAACACACUAGGGUUUAGUCUCGACGUGGCAGAUCAGGACGUCCAAUAAAUAACGCCCCUCUCCUUCCCCGGAGAAAAUCCCGCGAGGAAGAGAUCAAGCCCGCCGCCUUCAGCCGAAGAUCGAACACACGCCCGAAGAAGAUCCACCCUCUGCUUCGUCUCGUCGGUAUGGCAACAUCCCCACCCCCUUCAAUUCAAUUUGCUACGAUUUGCCGCCUGUAUUCUUGUCCUGCUCUUGUCUUCUCUUUUCUGUCGCUCCCGUGUGUUGUGUUACCCGUUUCGCUCGGUAAAGAUCGCCGCCGGAGGCCGGACUCGCCUCGACCUGCCCGCAGUGAAGAUCUUCCCGGACGCGAUCGGUUCCUUCACUCUCCUUGGGUCACAUCACGAUGAGUAACGCCGCCAUGCCGGACAGCAAGCGUACGAAGGCGGCCGUCAUCGUGCCCGGUGUCAGGUCCACGGUUGCGGAGGACAGCAUGACGGAGGUGCUGCUGCGGCUCCCCGUCAAGUCCGUGGCCAGGUGCCGCGCCGUCUGCCGCUCCUGGGCCGCGCUGCUCUCCUCGGACGAGUUCUGCGCCCUCUACCGUGCGAUCGCCAGGGCGGCGUCGCCGGCGCCCAAGCUGCUGCACUUCUCCCCCACCGCGGGGUUCGACGCCACGGCGGCUUACGCGCGCCCGCUUUCGACGACGAGCCCUACGGACGAGCGGCUGUUCACCCUCGACUACGCCCGCGGCAACCGCGUGGAGGUGCUCACGCCCGCGCCGUGCCACGGCCUCACCCUCCUGUACAACGCCAUCGCGAGGGCCUACUACGUCUGCAACGCGGCCACGCGGGCCGUCACGCGCCUGCCGCCGUCGGACGAGGCGGCGCCGGCGCACUGGCGCAGCUGCAGCACCGGGCUGGGGUUCGACGCCCGGACGCGGGAGCACAAGGUGGUGCGGCUGGUCAGAAGGGCGUACCCUCCCCGCGGGCCGCAGCAGGACACGAUCAGGUGCGAGGUGUACACACCUGGAGCAGGCGGUGGUAACCGCUGCUGGAGGCCGCCUGCCUCCGGAGGGGUGCCCUUCGGGCUGCGCAGGGCCGCGGCCUCCGCCGUUGCGAACGCGAACGAGCAGAGGCUGACGCCCGUGUUCGCCGGGGGGUUCCUGCACUGGUUGAUCGAGCCUCACAACGUCUUCACAAGGCCGAGGUGCGCCAUCGUGCUCUUCUCCGUCGCCGACGAGACCUUCGGAUGCGUCCGGGAGCCUUACUUCCCGCCACCAGAUGUUCGGCCGGAUCACCACCUCCCGUUUCCCGGGGGUAUAGUCGGCAUGCCCCGUCCCGAGGCGCCGGCGGGGCACCUGACGGCGAUGGACGGCCAGCUGUGCCUGGUCCGGGACCUCCGCGGCGACCCUUACAACAGCGCUCUCGAGAUCUGGCGGCUGCUGGACUACACCUCCGGCGAGUGGUCCCUCGACCAUUGGAUCGACCUAUCAUCGCAUCCCGCGAGGAGAGAGCUACGCGAUCCGCAGACCGUGAGAGUCAUCGGCUCCGUCGGCAAUGGCGGCGGGCCAGGGGAGAAGAAGAAGAUGGUCAUCACCACCUGCAUGCACAAGGUGCUCGAGAAGUUCGAGAAGAAGGUGCUCACCUACGACCUCGGCUCCCAAGCUCUGGAGACCAUCCUUUCAGUCAUGGAGACGAACACGUCGUGCAACGGAUAUGACAAGCCACCUCUUUCGAGGUUCAGCCUAUACGAAGAGGGCAUGAUUGCACCGGUGCACAAGACGGAGGAGGAGAUGGCGCUGUCGUCUGCUCCGGCGAAGGCGGCGAGAGAGAUCCUGCUCCGCCUCCCGGCGAAAUCGGUGGUGCAGUACAAGGUGGUCUGCAAGCAGUGGCUCGGGCUGAUCGAGAGCGAGAGCUUCUUCCAGGCGUACUCUGAAUACAGGAACAUGGGCAAAAGGCCGAAGCUCAUGCUCGUCGGCAAGGGCGCCGGCGGGCAGUCGGCCUUCAGCUUCGCCCCCUUCGAUCCAUGGCUCGGAGCCGGAGAAGCUCCGGCGGCUUCUGGCCAUGGCGGCGCGUUGCUCGACGAGAAGGUGGUCUGCUCCAAGCCCUGCCACGGGAUGAACCUGGUGAGCACGGCGACGCGCGACUACCUCUACAACCCGGCCACCGGCUUCCACAAAUCCUACCCCAAUACCAGAAUCCCGAGGAUGUACGAGGAGGUCGCCGGCAGGAGCGUCGGCCUGACCUUCGACCCGCUGUCGCGCCAGCACGCGCUGGUGGAGAUCGUGUACCGCACCAGGGACUUCAGCUCCCGCCAUUACUUCGCGGUGAGCGCGAUGCGGCGGUGCGGCGACUACGGGCACCACUCCCGGGACUACGUGCUGGCGCCGCCGCCCCUGCCCAUGGCGGACGACGCGCCGCCGGCCCGCGUCGGCGGGGCGCUGUACUGGAUGAGCGACCCGCGGCUGGGCCGGAGCCGCGAGCGGGCCGUCGUGUCGUUCGACGUGGCCACCAGGGCGUUCGACGUCGUGCCCUGCCCUCCGAUCAUCGCGGCGUGGAGCGGCACGAGCCCUUGCCGCGCGUCCGUGGCGGAGCUCGGGGGAGCGCUGCAUGCCGUCCUCGCGGACCCGGCGGCGAACAGCUUGGACGUGUGGAGGCUGGAGCGCGGCGUCGGCGGCUGGGGCAGGGCGUGCGUGAUACGGCUGGACGGAGCGCCGCCGGGGUACGACCUCGGGACGAACGACGUGGUGCCGCUGGCCGUGGACCCGGACGACGGGAGGGUCCUGCUGAGCGCCGGGAGGAGGAUCGGGCUGUAUGAUCCGGCCGAGCAGACGGUUCAGGACCUGCGCUCGCUGGAGGCGAUGGAGGAUGGAGCGGCGGCGCUGGUUCCGAUGGUGUACGAGGAGAGCUUGGCCUGCUAUCCUUGCCGCCUGGCCAGAGCAAGACGGCUGUCGCAGAGCUGAUACACACGUCGUCGUUAUUGUGUGAUCUUUCUUAGUGUUCUUUCUCGAUCACUAUUUAGCAAUUCCAGCAUCAUCAUUUAGCUCGGUUAUCUUUGUUAAUCAUUCUUUUAUCUUGCUCGAUCGAAUUUUAGCCAACUAUACA